Molecule: messenger RNA, 837 nt
Organism: Entamoeba invadens IP1
Lineage: Eukaryota; Evosea; Mastigamoebida; Endamoebidae
Exons: 1
Coding region: 1-837 (278 amino acids)
Biological process (GO): late endosome to vacuole transport via multivesicular body sorting pathway
Cellular component (GO): multivesicular body
Source: RefSeq, a predicted model, not a curated record
AUGAAUAUUGAUCAAUUUCCACCAACGGUGAAGACUUGGGUCAAGGUCUCUCAAUCUUUUGAAAAGACAGACUCCAUAAUAUCGUUUCAUUGUAUUGUGAAAGCUAAAGCAAUAAUAGACCAAACUAUUAAAUCGGACGAAGAGAAACAGAACUAUUUAAAUGUCUUAGAUGUUUUUCAGAAAAAAGCCGAAGCAACGCCACAAUUUAUUGCUUUUAAAGAAACUGAAAAAAGCCCUGCCGAAUAUUUAUAUAAAAAAGCUGUAGCUCUUCUCCAAUCCACAGAUAAAACAUUAAAACAAACGGGACCAUCUCCCGAUCUUUCAAAAAUGUUUUUGGUCGUUUCAUGCCUCUUGGAAUUAUACGAAUUGUUUUUCCCCCUCAACGAAACGUCAAAGAAAAUGCAACUCUACGCUAAAGUCAAGGCAGCCGAAUGCGCCAAAACUCAACAAACCCCACAAACAGCUCAACUCGCACAAGCCGUUCCAAAUUUAGAGACAACUACUCAGAUUGUCGAAAACGAAAAGAAAAACCCAAUUCACUACAUCACUGAGGAAAAACCUAUCGACAAACCAGUCGCUGAACAAACCGAAGAAAAAUUCCCUUCCCAAUUCGUCCAACCAAUCAAAACUGUUCAAACACAACAAAAAGUGCCCGAACCCGUCACACUGCCCCGGGUCCAGGAAAACACACCAGAACAAGACAUCAGUAAGCUGUCUUUGUUCGAGAAACAAACACUCGCAGAAAAGUACGUACAAUCCGCGUUGUCAUCGCUUGACUUCCAGGACGCUACUACUGCCGUGAAGUAUAUGCGAGCUGCUCUUGAAAUGCUUGCUUAA